UUGUCAUCACACUUCCUGGUUGAGGACAGGACUUCAUUUCCCAUCAUGCACUGGGGCUCCGACGAGCCGAUGGACGGAAUCCGUCUGCAGCAGAGUUUUGGUGGCUGUUCGAGUUUGAGGGAAACUUUUAGCAGGAGCGCGCGUGAAGGUUGUCGUGUGAAGACCUGCAACUGUGUGUGUGUGUGUGUGUGAGUGAGUGUGUGUGUGUGUGUGUGUGAUGUGUGAUAACGGAGAGUUGGACGAUAAACCCCCUGCCCCCCCGGUGAGGAUGAGCAGCAGCAGUAAAGACGGCGUCCCCAAACCGCUGCCGUCUGUCCCCGAGGAGAAAAAACCACGCAAAGGGAUCUACUCCAUCUUCUCUGCUGAGAAAGCAGGGAAGCGUAAGGAUAAGGAUAAAGAGAGGCCAGAGAUUUCCAAUCCCUCAGACUUUGAGCACACCAUUCAUGUGGGGUUUGAUGCCGUAACAGGCGAGUUCACUGGAAUGCCGGAGCAGUGGGCACGGCUCCUUCAGACCUCUAACAUCACAAAGUCAGAGCAGAAGAAGAACCCACAGGCUGUCCUCGAUGUGCUCAAGUUCUACGACUCCACCGGAAACGGGAAGCAGAAAUACCUCAGCUUCACAGAUAAGGAUGCUCCCCCAGUGAAGAAGGGAUCAGAGCCAGUACCUGGUGGUGUUAAAGAUGAUUUUGAUGAUGAUGAUGAUGAUGAAGCUCCGCCCCCUGUGGUGGCUCCUCGACCUGAACACACCAAAUCAUUUCUCACUCGUCCAUCGAUGAUCGACCCGCUUCCUCCUCCAGAUGUCUCCAAAUCUGCAGAUAAACAGAAGAAAGGAAAGGGAAAGAUGACUGAUGAGGAGAUCAUGGAGAAACUGAGGACAAUAGUGAGCGUCGGAGACCCGAAGAAGAAGUACACACGAUACGAGAAAAUCGGACAGGGUGCAUCCGGUACUGUGUUUACUGCCAUUGACGUCGCUACAGGACAGGAGGUGGCUAUAAAGCAGAUUAACUUGCAGAAGCAGCCGAAGAAGGAGUUGAUCAUUAAUGAGAUACAGGUGAUGAAAGAGCUGAAGAACCCCAACAUUGUCAACUUCUUAGACAGUUACCUGGUGGGGGAGGAGCUGUUUGUGGUGAUGGAGUAUUUAGCGGGCGGUUCUCUGACGGACGUCGUUACAGAAACGUGUAUGGAUGAAGCUCAGAUCGCUGCUGUCUGCCGAGAGUGUCUGCAGGCCCUGGAGUUCCUGCACGCUCAUCAAGUGAUUCACAGAGAUAUAAAGAGUGACAACGUGCUGCUGGGCAUGGACGGCUCUGUUAAACUCACGGAUUUCGGCUUCUGUGCUCAGAUCACCCCGGAGCAGAGUAAGCGCAGUACGAUGGUGGGGACUCCAUACUGGAUGGCCCCCGAGGUGGUGACCCGCAAAGCCUAUGGACCUAAAGUGGACAUCUGGUCUCUGGGCAUCAUGGCUAUAGAGAUGGUGGAGGGAGAACCACCGUACCUCAACGAGAACCCACUGAGGGCCCUGUACCUCAUCGCCACUAAUGGAACUCCAGAGCUGCAGAACCCUGAGAAACUGUCUCCCAUCUUCAGAGAUUUCCUCAACCGCUGUCUGGAGAUGGACGUGGACAAGAGAGGGAGUGGCAAAGAGCUGCUGCAGCACCCGUUCCUGAAGCUGGCCAAACCUCUGUCCAGUCUCACCCCCCUCAUCCUCGCUGCCAAGGAGGCCAUGAAGAGCAACCGCUAAGCUCAUACACACACCCCACCCCGUACUGUGUGUGUGUGUGUGUGUGUGUGUUGUCAUGUAUACAUAAUCAACCAAACAGCUGCAUGGUCAGAUGUGGGUGUGUCUUCCUAGCAAACACUGUGUGUGUUUGUUGCCAUGGAAAUGCAUACAUCUGAUUAUUUUAUUAUUAUUAAAGUUAUUAGACAGA
Hemibagrus wyckioides is the source of this 1925-nucleotide messenger RNA. RefSeq names its product p21 protein (Cdc42/Rac)-activated kinase 2a (gene pak2a). Bases 218 to 1738 code for a protein of 506 amino acids. Gene Ontology annotation, biological process: protein phosphorylation; regulation of axonogenesis; intracellular signal transduction. Lineage: Eukaryota; Metazoa; Chordata; Actinopteri; Siluriformes; Bagridae. Gene Ontology annotation, cellular component: cytoplasm. The record is from RefSeq and is a predicted model, not a curated record. Gene Ontology annotation, molecular function: ATP binding; protein serine/threonine kinase activity. The transcript has 14 exons.